GCAAUUCGCGGGAAGCGGUUUCAACCAAGCUACGGAGUGUUUACAAAACAAAGUCACUACUUAGCUGAGCCAAAGUGGGUCCAAAUGAGUGCCAAAAAGCGCAAAGGAGCUAAAGUGCUCCCUGUGCCACAACAAAAGAGUCAGAAAGGUUCAUCUAAUGAUCAUAUGGAUUCUCCCAACCUGUCUGCAAUAGACAUAGCUAGCUUCCUGGAUGGACUACAGAAAGAUUCUGGUAACCCUCUGCACAGUACCGCCGUGGAGGAAGACUUAAAUGUUGCACAGGAGGGAGAGAUGAAAAGGGGAAAAGCUGGGAAAAAGGAAGUUCCUCAGACGUUGAAAAGUAAUGUUAAACAGCGCGGAGCUGUCAUGAAGAGGAAGGAGACAGAGAGAGAUGGAGAGGAUGAGGAGGACGGGGAGAAGAAAAAGAGGAGUAGGAAAAGUACUGGAGGAACGUCUGCAGUGAGGCCAGUGAAAAAUCAGCAGGUGAAGAAAGGCAAGAAGAAGAAGAAGAGUGAAUCAGGAAGUGGAAGUGCCAGUGACCCAGAGUCAAAGGAGGACUCUGACGCUGGCACUGCCCAGCAGAUACGUAAGAAAGUCCUGUCCUCCUGUGAGGAGGAAGAGGUAGAUGAGGACAGGAGUUGGCGCCCAAGUCCAAAUAAGGCCAGGGUGUAUAGUCUUGGCACAACUAAAAAGUCUUCAUCUGAUAAGUCUAAAUCUAGAAAGUCUUCAUCAGGCAGUGCGUCUGGAGAAAUUGAGAAGGCCAACACUGAUGAGGAGAGACAGAAGAGACGUCGUCAUCAGGGAGGAACAGAGUUAGAUGUGGUGCUGGAUGCCUUCCUUGACUUCUGUGACCAGUACAGGGAGUCCGUGGAGUCUGCAGCAGUCAAACACUCCAUUGAUUCUUUCUCCUCCACUGUGAAAGAGGAACUAUUGACAAAGAUCUCUUCUUUCAAGGAGUUUAAGGUUUUAAAAAGAGAAAAUGCCAAGGUGGGUUCUUUGAUCCGUACAAAGACACAGAAACUGUUGAAUGCCAAACAAGAACUAAUGAGGGCCGAGAGGCAGGUGUGGCUGCUGCAAAAAGAGAAAGCUGAACUUAAAACCCGAUUAGCUGAUCUGAGACGAGGCCAAGCCUUCCUGAAUGACAUCAGAGAGCUCAACAGACAAUACCUGGACUACCGACACAAACACCCCAAAGCAAAAGAGAAGUAUGGAGCGUCCAGCUUGCCGGCUCUGUUGUUGGAGACCAAGCAUAUUCAGGCAGCGAAGCAUCAGCUGGGAGGAACCAAUAACCGACUGACGAAGAAUAAGACUCAGAAAUAACUUGCUGUGUCAUACAAACACGCAAUCCACACAAUAAAGACUUAAGAUAUUAUGAGCAAUACUAAGGCUGCUGGAACCUUUAAAGCCUUAAAGGAAUACUUCUUUUUUUUUUUUUUUUUUUUUAAGUUGGGUCAUAUGAGUUACUUAUCCAUGGUCAAUGUAUUACCUACUGUAGAUGGCAGUCAACACGCCUUCCGUUUGGAGAAGCAGGCAGGACUACCGACACAGAAACUCAGCAAUGUACUGCUGUCACUGGAGUAGCAAUAAAACAUACUGUAGCCAUCCAAAAAGGUCCCACCUAAAACAGUCAGUAUCGGUUUAAGUGCAUUUAGAGUAUUUUCACUGCUUUACCUUUCCGCCAGACAGCAAUUUCCAACGGGGAACUAAAGCAGUUACAUUGCUUUGAUUUAAAAAAAAAAAAAAAAUAGUGAUUUAACAUCGCUGAACACAGGAACUGCUGGUCAGAGUUUGUUUUCUUGUUAUUGUGUGACAUUGGUGAAUCUGAACUGACCCUAUACACCAAAGUCACACAAUAACACAAACUAACUAAAGGCCCAGGCACACCAAACCAACAGGGGGCGACGAGGGGUAAUGGUGUGAGACACACAGCUGCGACAAAGUCGGCAGACGCUCACCAAUGGCCCAACUUUGACCAACGGUUGACCAUUGGCUUGGAGUGUCAGGGUCUUAACUGAUCAACACAGUGGUAGACCACCAGCUCCUGUGUUCGGUGAACCAAAAUUACUGCUUAUGUCAUUGGAGUUUGGGGCUAGAUGUGGAGCUGUUGACAACUUCCCCGUUGGAAUGGGUUGUCUGAAAGGUAAAACAGUUGUAAUACUCUCAAUAUAGCUUACACCUAAACUGAUAUUUAUUGUAUAAGGUGGGAUUUUUUGGAGGGUGGCUAAAAUAUGUUUUGCUGCUGAUCCCAUCCACAGUAGUGUAUUGCUGAGCUUCUGUGUCAGCACUCAAGCCCUUUCCCCAAACUGUGGGUGUGUCAAUAGACAUUUCCUGUAAGUAAUACACUGACUAUGGCUAAAUACCUGAUACAACCCCUCUUUAAAAAAAAACUGAACUAUCCCUUUAAUACUCAGACCAGCUUGAAUUUUUUUGGAUCAUAGGUUUGGAUUUAGAGUCACUGCUAGAUAAAAUCAAUACUGUAAGUAUUAUAAAUACAAAUGCAAAUAAUAAUAGUAAAAAUAAUGAUAAUAGGAGGAUUUUUUUUCCUGUGUUUUUCUUACAGAAGAAUAUAAAAUUUAAUUAGGGGGUGUAAUUGAAUAUUUGUAGUCAAACUGGUUUCAUUUGUAUGAGUAAUUUUCUCUGACAGAUGCAUUAA
Epinephelus lanceolatus (giant grouper) is the source of this 2653-nucleotide messenger RNA. It is a transcript of the gene cenpu, whose product is annotated as centromere protein U. Lineage: Eukaryota; Metazoa; Chordata; Actinopteri; Perciformes; Serranidae. Gene Ontology annotation, cellular component: nucleus. The record is from RefSeq and is a predicted model, not a curated record.